Parnassius mnemosyne (clouded apollo) is the source of this 318-nucleotide messenger RNA. Lineage: Eukaryota; Metazoa; Arthropoda; Insecta; Lepidoptera; Papilionidae. The record is from the annotation of a GenBank genome assembly.
AUGGAACGUUGGCUUAAAGGCGUUAAACGUGUUGCAACAACAUCUUCUAAUGACGCUGAAUGUUCAAAAGCAGUACGCGCGGAGAAUACAGCAAUUACCGGUUCAGAGGAUGAUGCCACGACGUCAAGCUCCACGGUUUCAAAGACGAAAAAAAGGAAGUAUGAUGAAUCAUAUAACAGUUUCGGAUUUGUUCAUUCCAACGGCUCACCUCUCUGCAUGUUAUGUAGUAAACUGCUUCCUAAUAGUUCCAUGGCACCUGCCAAAUUGCGCAGACAUUUAGAAACUGUACACCCCGCGUCUAAAGACCAUAAUAAAUAA